This is a messenger RNA of Amorphotheca resinae ATCC 22711, 528 nucleotides long. RefSeq lists its product as hypothetical. The transcript has 4 exons. Bases 1 to 528 code for a protein of 175 amino acids. The record is from RefSeq and is a predicted model, not a curated record. Lineage: Eukaryota; Fungi; Ascomycota; Leotiomycetes; Helotiales; Amorphothecaceae.
AUGGCAGAAGCAAAGGAAUUCCCACCUCGGAGCGUGAGACCGAUUGUGAAUGAGGUUGUGGCCCUCUUGAAGGAGAGACAUGAGACUGUCAGCGUGGCCGAGACUGCAGCUGGCGGAAUCAUUUCUGCUUCAUUGCUCAGCGCUCCCGGAGCGAGUGCCAUCUACAAGGGUGGACUGACGGUGUACACCCUCGAAUCACGUGUUGCAUUUGCUGGCUGGACGCAGGAGAACAUCACCAAUUACAAAGGCCCAACAACUGACAUUGUAGCCGGCAUGGCAAGCAACGUGAGGUCGAAGUUGGGAAGCACGUACACGAUUUCUGAGUCGGGCACGGCCGGACCAACUGGAGGAGAUACUCCUAACAGAACACCUGGUUACGUUGCACUAGCUGUCGCUACAGAGCAUGGGACGUAUAAAAGAGAGCUCUCAACUGGAUUGGGCGGUGACCGAGAGGCGAACAUGAUUGCGUUUGCCGUGGAGGCGUUGAAGUUGUUGAGAGAUGUUAUCAAGGGGAAUGCAAAGCCCUAA